Molecule: messenger RNA, 2091 nt
Organism: Naegleria fowleri
Lineage: Eukaryota; Heterolobosea; Eutetramitea; Acrasida; Naegleriidae
Exons: 1
Coding region: 1-2091 (696 amino acids)
Biological process (GO): protein folding
Molecular function (GO): ATP-dependent protein folding chaperone; ATP binding
Source: RefSeq, a predicted model, not a curated record
AUGAAUGCAAAUACAAACUCUUCGACUGGUGGUGGCGCUUUGAAAUUUCUCUCAUCGGAAGCAAUGGUUGUAGCCUCUCCAUCUGCCUUCUUUUCUUCAUUUCAUCGACAAGAAACGAAUCAUUGUUGGAAAAGCAUUCAUUCCGAAUUGUAUAAAUUAUAUAGCUUGGUAGCCUCAUGUUUGGGUCCUUGUGGACAAUUCAAAUUAAUAGUAGAUCCAAAUCAGAAUCAACUCAUUACUAAAAACGGAAAUCAAUUGUUGGAAUUUAUGAAAAUUAAUACUCCAAUUAUGAAAUAUUUAGUUUCAUUAUUUCAAAAUGCUUGUACUGAAUAUAUGGACGGAACCAUAUCAUGUAUUAUUCUUUCCUAUGAAUUGUUGGAUUUGAUCAUGAAUGAAUAUUCUUCAAAAUUUCAACACGUUCAUCAUUUGUGUUCGGAUUUGUACAGUUUUGGAGAAUACUUUUUGAAUCAUACUAGUAUGAUUAAUCAUAAUAAUAACAAUAAUGCGAAUAAUCACAACAACAGUAAUAAUAACAAUACUAAUAAUAAUAAUGACAAUAAUAAUACUCAUGAUAUUUCUCGAGUGCAUGAAGAAUUGUGCAUUCCUAUCUAUUCCAACAAGAAAAAUCAAACAGAAUUGUUGAAAAUUAUAUUCAAGAGUUUAAUAUCGAAUCAGUUGAAUAACAAUCCAAUUCUUAGUAAUCUUGUAUUGAACUGGAUCCAUUUGGCAACCAAUAAUUUUACUCAAUUUGAAACUCUCUCACAAUAUAACCUGAGAAUUAUUAAGCAAAUUGGAAAAUUAGAGGAAAGUCGUUUACUGAGCAAUACCAUCAUUUUGGAAAACUUGAUGAAUAUAAAUAUUACAUUCCAAUCCAAACCAAACUUGUCAAUGAUUAACAAGUUUUGUAUAAUGAGUUUUGCUUGCUGGGAAGAACACAUGAACAACAUGUCAACACAAUUCUCUCAUGAAAUGACCAAAUUUGCUUCCAAGUUGGACUGUCACAUUCUCUUGUUAGUCGUCAAAAGUAAUAACACCAGAAAAGGAUCACCCCUCGAUCUUUCUCACUAUCCUCAUUUACGGAAAUUUAUUCAGAUUCUCAACCAGAGAAAUAUUCUAGUUUUUCAGUAUGAAAUGGAAGAUGCUCCACCCACAAGUUCAUCCUUCAUCCAGACGCGUUUGGAUGGAGGAAUCAAUACAUCAUCACUCUCCAUCUUGUAUCAUUUCAUGGAUUUGAGUGAUAUUAAUGGAAUUAUCACAAAUCUACAGGAAGAAGAGUUCAAUGACAAUUAUUCCUAUGGAUCUUGUAUUAAUAAUGUGAAAAUGAAUUUUAAAAGAGGAGGACAAUGCUGUGAUUUGAUUAUUGAAUUCAAUUCUCGUUCGAAAGAAGAGAAGGAAGAAAGCUCCUCAAGCGUUCGAAAUUCUUACUCUACCUUGAUCCUUAAAUCGUUAAACCAUGACAUUUUAGAACAAUUAGAAUAUCAGAUGAAUAAGUGCAUCCAUCAUUUAAUUUCAAUUAUCAAAAAUCAUUCCAAGACACCAAUUGACUCAAAAGACACCCUUCUUUUCCAAUGUGUGAUUGGUGGAGGAUGUUUUGAAACACAAUUUUCGAAACUCUUGGAAAACUAUCGACAUGAUAAUUCUGACAGAAAUGUUCUAUUGUCACAACACUUUCAUCAUCCCUCAGAAACUUUACAAUUAUUUUCAUGUGCUUUAUUGAGCAUUCCCAAACAAUUGCUGAGGAAUAUGAUUCCUUCUCAACAACUCAUUUCAUUUUCACAACAACAAAUACACAUGUUACUGAAAGAUUUGUCAAGUACUGGAACCUUGUGUGGGAUGGAAUGCAACAAGACAACAGCCACUUUCAAGUAUAUUCAGACACCUGCCACUGCUGGUGGUGACGAUGUAGCAUGCCUAAUUAAGGAAAUUCCAAAGAAAAAGUUGGAUGAGCUUUUUCAAGACAGUUCGCUGUCGCGGGAUGAGGAAUUUUCACAGCUCCCGUUGGAAGCUUGGAAUGUGAAAAAACAAAUCCUUCUCUCAGCGAUCAACAUUGUGGUGAACAUUUUACGAUUGGAUGGCAUGAUCUUGGAUUAA